CAAACUAAUAUAAGAAUGAACAACAGAAAUGGAAGCGGUGAUAAAUUUUCCAAUAACUAUGAGAAAGAUCGAAAGUCAAAUUCAAAAUCGUCAUUAGAAUUAAUGGUGAUUUUUGCACAAUGAAAAAUGAUCGAAUUGUGAAGUUUUUUUUAUAAAAAUCGAUACUCCAUAUUUAUCAAUUCUUUGGGAGUCUAAAGUCUGUCUCGAUCCCUUUUUUUAAUUUCAUGUUGAUACAACAAACGCCCUAUAAAGAUGUCAUUGUUUUUUUCUUAAAUGUAAAGAAAAAGAAACGAUAUAUAUUCUGAAAUUUUGUUUUACAAAUUGGUUAAAAUCACAUUCAGCUUUCCAUCGAUCAAAAAAAUUACUUUUUUAAAUGUUUGCUUAAAGUUUUUGUGUUUUAUAUUUAGCUAUCACAUAAAGAAGAUCAAUUCCAAUCUAUUAUAAAUAAACUCAACAUUCCAUUAUCUGGUCUUGAUAAUGAGUAUACACGGCGACAUCUUCUAGAAGAAUAUACAACUAAAUUUUCAAAAGCAAAAUAUUUACUUGGCAAUGCUCGAAAAAAACAACGAAAAAUAAUUAUCACCUAUUACGAAGAAAAAGAGAAACAAGAUGAUCAAAAUCAGUUACAAAUAGUUAAAGAAUCAUUAUUAAAUGAAAAUGAAAAAAUAAAAAAAUUUAAAGAUGCUCUAAGAAAUAAAAUUCAAAUAUAUCAACAGCGAAUAAGAUUUUUAAAACAUAAAAAGGAUACGUUGUCUGGUAUGUUAAUGGAAAAUGAUGACGGAAAAUAUUAUAUUGAUAGUAGAGGAAAUGUUCAAAUAAGAGCUAAAGAAUUGCUAGUCAAUGCAAAAGAAGGUAUAGGCUUAAUUUCUCUAGAGAAAGACUCUAUCAUCAGUAAACGAUUUAUAUUCGAUGACUCUUGUCCUAUUGUUAAUGAAGGUCUUACAGAGGAUAUCGCCAUUGAAGACGAUAGUAUACCUAAAAUUAUACCACGAAUGGAAAACCAUGAUGACGGUGAUGAUGAUAAUAGUAGCAAUUAUCCAUUGACAGAAGCAAUGUAUAAAUAA
Messenger RNA from Didymodactylos carnosus, 1064 nucleotides. Lineage: Eukaryota; Metazoa; Rotifera; Eurotatoria; Philodinida; Philodinidae. The record is from the annotation of a GenBank genome assembly.